GCAAGCUUAGCAUCAAAAGCGUCCUCUCUGGUGUGUCUUGUUUACUACCCCGUGUUCGCCGGUAUUGGCUUGGAUUUCUCACUUUCUCACUUUGAAAUAUUCGUUUGAAAUCGGUUGGAUUAAUAAUCAACAUGUCGAGUGAAGUGGCCGAAGUCGUGAGUGAAAACAACCAGCAUGAUGCUGCUGAAGCCAAAGGAAAAAAAGGUUUGGGGAAGAAAUUAACUGCCCUGGAACGGACAACUCAAGAAGGAGAAGCUCUGCUCAAGGAGAUGGGAUACCAAGAAGAUGGUGAAGAUCAAGGCAGGAGGAGAACGAGAUCUGGUGCGAGGCCAGCUGCUGUUGCGUCCCCACCCCCAGCCAAAAAGGAGAAGAAGACUCCCAAGAAGACUCCUAAAGCUACACCUGGUACCGGUCGCAGAGGCAGGCCCCCAAAGAAGACAGUCAACGACAGCUCAACAGAAAAUGAAGAUUCCGAGGUGAAGGAAGACGAUAAGGCAGAGGAGAAGGAAGAUGAGAAGGAAGAGGUCAGCAGCACAGAGGAAGCCAAAAGUGACACAAAACCAACCGAAGAGGCAGCCAAGGAGGAGAAGAAGGAGGAAAAAGAAGCAGAGAAGGAAACCAAGAAAGAAAACAACGAUGCUGCUGCUGUCAUUGAGCCUGUCAAGGAGAAAGAUAACCUUUUAGACAAAGAAGAAAGUAAAGCCUCAGAUUAGAAAAUAAGAAACACAAAAUAUAAAUGUAACUGCCAAAACCUCCUAUAACCCCGUAUCACCCCUUUUUAUAACAAGAACGAAAAAAUUGUUUUUUUUUUCACGAAAAAAAAAAAAAUAACAAGUACGGUAUUCGUUUAAAUGUUUUAACACAGACACAAAACAGAUUUUGGAAUAGCAAUUUGUGUUUUAUUUUUGGGGUCGUGUUUCUUAUUUGGUCUCUUUUUUAAUUUUCCCAACUGUGCCACAGUUAUAUUUUUUCCGGAAUUUUGGGGUAAUAAGUUCAUGGGCGUCUUUGGUUUUCUGGAGAGUAUUGGGAUGAAUGAAAGUGCAAAAGUUGCCCAUCACGAUGCAUCAGUUGUUUUUACCCAGAAAACCCCAAACACAUUUUUUUCACCUAACGCCAGUUUGUUUGUUAUCGUCAUCAUCUUUCCCCCCCCUGGACCAACUGAUUUGUAUUUCCCUCCCAUUCAUCCUGCACUGCGUGUGGUACCCCACCCCCUGAAUGCGAAAUACUAUUUGUCUUAGUAUUUUUUUUCUCAUCACCCACAAAUUCAUUCGAAUCAAUCGCAUUUGAUUUCAAAUAUGUGUGUGUCUUUUUUACUUAUCUGGCGGAAAUUUUCAGAAAGAUAAAUAUGAAAUACAACAAGUUUUUCAUGGCGA
This is a messenger RNA of Daphnia pulicaria, 1373 nucleotides long. Its product is annotated as DEK domain-containing chromatin-associated protein 4-like. The record is from RefSeq and is a predicted model, not a curated record. Lineage: Eukaryota; Metazoa; Arthropoda; Branchiopoda; Diplostraca; Daphniidae. The transcript is spliced from 4 exons. Bases 132 to 713 code for a protein of 193 amino acids.